Messenger RNA from Aplysia californica (California sea hare), 1451 nucleotides. RefSeq lists its product as uncharacterized. The record is from RefSeq and is a predicted model, not a curated record. Gene Ontology annotation, biological process: regulation of transcription by RNA polymerase II; positive regulation of DNA-templated transcription; cell fate specification. Gene Ontology annotation, cellular component: nucleus. Gene Ontology annotation, molecular function: RNA polymerase II cis-regulatory region sequence-specific DNA binding; DNA-binding transcription factor activity, RNA polymerase II-specific. NCBI's taxonomy places the organism in Eukaryota, Metazoa, Mollusca, Gastropoda, Aplysiida, Aplysiidae.
GUGGUGGUGGUGGUGGUGGCGGAGGUGGUGGAGGCGGUGGUGGUGGUAGCUGUGUUAGCGUGCUGACCGGAGUUCCAUACCAAAGGUCGACAGACUGUGUCUUUGACUGGUCUCAUCCACAGCACUACAGUCCUGCCAUCAACUCAAUGGAAGCAUACGUAACUGGCUCAAGUUCAACAGUGGGUCGAAUCUUCGACGCCAUCCGAUUCGACCCCUCCCCCGACCCCCACCACGCCCACCACACCCCUCCCUCCCAGCCGCCUCCAUCCCUCCCCUGUCGCCCCUCCCCCCUGAGCGGUGACGAGCAGCUCAAGAACGAAUCCUCAGACUCCUCCAGCUGCGGGGACCUCCCCCCUGUGGACGGACAGGGCGGGGACAAAGAGACAGGGGGCGGGGCCGUGGGCCUGAUCCCCGGAGUGGGCGGAGCUAGUAAGUCGGAGGGGCCGGCCAAACCUCUGCACCACAAGCUGAUGAACGUGAGCGCCCAGCUGGAGAUGAAGCAGCUGUGGGACGAGUUCCACACCCUGGGAACUGAGAUGAUUGUUACGAAAUUGGGACGCCGGAUGUUCCCCACAUUCCAGGUCCGCCUGUUCGGCCUUGACCCCAACAGCGAUUACGUAGUCAUGAUGGACUUUGUACCCGAGGACGACAAGCGGUAUCGAUACUCCUUUCACACCUCCAGCUGGGUCGUUGCGGGAAAGGCUGACCCCCAUAUGCCAGGCCGGAUCCACAUGCACCCAGACUCUGCAGCCAGGGGUCACCAGUGGAUGAAACAGGUCAUCUCUUUUGACAAACUCAAGCUCACUAACAACCCUCAGGACAUCAACGGACACAUCAUCCUGAACUCCAUGCACAAAUAUCAGCCUCGACUUCAUGUCGUCUACUCCAACCCCAAGGUCGAGGACGUUUCUGGGACGGAAAAUCACCGGACCUUCAUCUUCCCGGAGACCAAGUUCAUGGCCGUUACUGCCUACCAGAAUCAAAGGAUUACACAACUGAAAAUCGCCAGCAAUCCCUUCGCCAAAGGCUUCAGAGACUGCGAUCCUAACGACUGCAUGGCAGAACUCCUCCAGAUCAACCCCGCCUGCCCCUCCCGCCCCCGCCCCCAGCACAGACCCAGCUCCCUAAGGCUACCCGGAUGUCCCGGCAAGAGAGAGGGUGAGAAAGACUCCAACCAAGAGAACCUCCAGUCCUCCCUAUCCUCCAUGACACCUCCCAUGCCCCCGAUGCCCGCUAUCCCACCUAUGUCUGCCAUGAACGGAGUGUCCAUGCUGCCCACCCACCUGCACGCCAGUCGACCCGGCCAGCUCUACUCAGACUACUACAACAGCUAUCCAACCUAUGCAGAUUCGUAUAUGAGCUCGUCCAAAACUCGCCCCUCCCCCUACGGAUGUCCCGUGGAUUAUGGGAACUAUACGCCAAGAGUGAAGAGUAUUUAUUAUCCGGAUUAA